GAGUAAAAUCGCCAUCAAACUUAUCGUUUCGCCAUCAUCUACUUGCAUAUCUGGCGACAUUGGUAAUGACAAUUAAAAAAGGAAAAAAAGUAGCCUUCGAGUAAAUGACAAGAAAAAGUUAUUAUUGCACGCUUGAAGUACCCGGUGGCUCUAAGAAUGACCCCCAUCACUUCCUUCCAGAACCAGAUAAAGAGACGACACAUGCCUGUGUCCUAGUCUUCGUUCAGUCAUCAUGACAGCAUCCGUGACGAUGUUGGUGCUCUUCCUGAUCGUCUUUGCACUGCAUUUAUCAUCCCGCGGCACCGGGCACGUGGUUUAUUCCUCCAAAUAUUACCCCUAUCCGCAGAAGAUGCCGAGUUCUGAGGUUUAUCCUGGUCGUUAUCUGGGUAAAGGCACGGUUUCUUACCUAUUUGGAGGGAGGGAUGUAGAGUUGUACUGCUCUUUUCGAGAUCCUGGAAUUUAUCUGGUGUCCAAUAUCAUAUGGGUGAAGAUUGACGGACCCUACCCUUACUAUCAUUAUCCUCCUCCUUAUCACUGUCCCUACUGCAAAUACAGGACGUUCUCUGCCGAUGACUAUCGUUACGACGUAUACCAACAUCAAGGAAAGUCUAUUUUACGUAUACGCGACUUCAGAUCCAGCGACCAAGGAAUAUACAGAUGCAGCGCUACAUCUCAGUAUCCUUAUGGAAGAUACACCGAAACUGUUUAUAAAAUUGUCAAGGUUUGAGAAGUCCGUUAACAAUUUACGAAUCCUUAAAGGAUCAAUUUUAAUUGGGGAGUGGUUUCUGGGUUUAUUGCUCUUUAUUCCUAUCUGAGUGAUGACAUUAUGAUAUACUGGACCUCGGGAUACUGAUCUGUAACUAACUUCCUCCGAAUGAAAUUAAAGAAUGAGGGACUGGACAGAUGUUAAUUUUGAAAUUAUCAUUCCAAAGAUAUUAAAAGUAUUGUUAACAAUAAAAAUUA
This is a messenger RNA of Centruroides sculpturatus (bark scorpion), 963 nucleotides long. RefSeq lists its product as uncharacterized. The transcript is spliced from 2 exons. Bases 233 to 727 code for a protein of 164 amino acids. Lineage: Eukaryota; Metazoa; Arthropoda; Arachnida; Scorpiones; Buthidae. The record is from RefSeq and is a predicted model, not a curated record.